GAUUGAACAUUUGGACCUUGAGUCAUAAAUAUUCUCUCUAUAUUAGAAGAGCUCUCUCCCCCACCACGACCGUACACCCCGGCACGCAACGACUAGCGAGAGAAAAUAAAAAAAAGUCUCACCUUUUUCCUCUGAUUUUGCGUCCGCCCCAUCAAUUUCGAGUCCAUGAAGCUAUCAAGCUUCUGUUCCGCAACAACCCAGACCCAGGAAUAAAUAGAUGAAGAAGCGACAAAAUUCUUCCAGUACAUUUAUUGAAAAACGCGAAAAGCGUUCUCAAGAAGCGGUGGUACUCAUGUAUCCUCAGUAAGAACUCCUCAGACGGCUCUGCUUUCGCACAGUAGAGAACAAAAAAGCAGGCUGUUUCUUCCAUUUAAGAUUGUGUUGACGACAUGGCUGCUGGGAAGUUACUCCCAACUGAUUCCCCUAAAGCUGGUGGCGUGUUUGGGGAGCCACAAAUAUUCCCUCGAGUGGGGGAACAGUAUCAGGUUGAUAUUCCACCAUAUACACAGAAUUGGACUGAUGAUGAUGACUCUUGGGAUGUAUUUGUUGGACUGCACAUACCUUUAAGGUGGGCAAAUCUUGGAGGAAAAACAAACCAAAAACUGGAUGGUUCACAAAUUGCAUCUAGUAGCAGUGGACCCGAGUCAUCGUCAGAUAUUAUCUUGGAGGAUGGAAAGUUAAUAAAUGCAUCAAUUGAGGAUAAACAACCAAAAGGGGAAUGUCCAGGCUACUGUUUACUUCCCGACGGCAUUGUUGAUCCGUGGACUAAAAAUGAGAAGGCAGGUUUCCUCCUUGGUCUCUAUGUAUUUGAGAAAGAUUUUACUCACUUGAAAAGGUUUGUUCAAACUAAAAAGGCCUGUGACAUAAUGUCAUAUUAUUAUGGGGAGUUUUAUGGAUCUGAUGAGUACCGUAGAUGGUCAGACGGUCGAAAAGUUAGAAGCCGGAAGUGUGUGUAUGGGCAAAAACUUUUUACUGGAUCAAGGCUGCAGGAACUGUUAGGUCGCUUACUUCCUCACAUGUCAGCAGAGCGCCAAAAUGAAUUGUUGGAGCUCUCCAAAACAUUUGGGGAGGGAAAAGUGCAAUUGGAAGAGUUUGUCUUUACGUUGAAGCAUAUGGUGGGAAUGGCCAGUCUCAUAGAAGCAGUUGGAAUAGGCCAAGGAAAACAAGAUCUCACAAAUAUGACCUUAGAACAUACAAGGUCCAAUCAUGUCAUUACCGUGCGUUCAGAGGUACCAAUUGGCAAAGCUUGUGCCUCUCUUAAACCGGCUGAAAUUAUCAAGUAUCUGACCGGAGGUUGUAGACUGAGCAAAACACGGUCUAAUGACUUGUUUUGGGAGGCCGUGUGGCCACGUUUACUGGCAAGAGGUUGGCAUUCUGAGCAACCUAAAAACAUGGCUUAUGCUGCUGGUGGUGGUGGUUCCAAGCAGAGUUUAGUUUUUCUCAUGCCUGAUGUUAAAAAGUUUUCUCGGAAACUCAUCAAGGGGAGCCAUUAUUUUGACUCUGUUACAGAUGUUCUGAGCAAAGUUGCUUCUGAACCUAAAUGGAUUGACCUUGAUACAGAUGAUCAAGAUGGUAAAAAGAAACAAGAAGAUGAAAGAGGGGAUGAUGGAUCAAAGAUGGACACGGACGAUCUGUCUACGAUGAGAUGUCACUCUUAUCUUCAACCAAGAACUCCUAACCAAUAUACAGAUGACAUUAAAUUUACUGUUGUUGAUACCAGCCUUUGCAGCUCUAAACCCUACAAAGUGAGAAAUUUGAGAAGCUUUCCGUUGGAAAUUUCAAGAAAAUUGUGCCCUCAAAUUCAUUUUGAGGGUAAGUCGAAGGACAACAAUGUUGAUAACAUGUCCCUUGAUCAAACUGAGCCAGUUCGUGCUGGAUCCAAUACAACCUUACCUAGUGGUGAAAGAUCUUUCCACAGGAAAGAUCAUGAAGUGGGUGCUACAAAUCGGAAGGUGUCACAUUUUAGAAACCAAGCGCUCCAUGCCGACAAUACUUUGAACAAUGAAGAUCUUUGUGAAGAUUCGAAGUCAAGAAAGGUGUUGAAACCCUGCAUUGGCCGUAAAGUGAAAAAAGAAAAUGCAGACAAUACAGGGCAUGUUUCCAAACGACCCCGGGGACUAACUGCUGGUAGUCACACAGAGACAAAAAAUAUAAGCUGUGUUUCCAGAGAGGAGGUGCCAAGUUAUUGUUUAAGCAUGAAUAAUAUGCCUUCAAGCAAUGCUCUGCAGAUGAAUUCCAAUGAGGAUAGAAUAUCAUCCAAUGUUUCAUCAAAAAGCAGUCCUUCUGAGAGCAUUGAACGCGUGGCUGUUAAUAAAUUUUUUGUUGCAGAAGUGUCUCCUGCAGAACAUCGACCAAAGGUCUUGAUUGACCUUAAUGUGCUUCCAGACUCGCCAGGUUCUGAAAAUGGAGUUGCCGUAACAGAUACCACUGAAGAACAGACUGAUAGCCAAAAGAAACCCGAAAGUCAUUGUGAAUUGCAAUUGUUAAGCAGUGUAGACACUUCUGGUCAGCAGCAGCCAGCUAUGGCGAGUUCAAGGAGGCAUAGCACCAGAAACCGUCCUCCAACCACGAGAGUACUCGAAGCUUUGGCCAAUGGGUUCUUGACUGUAAACAGAAGGCCAAAGAAUAAAGAAGCCGGAUCACAACAAAAUUUGGGGUCAAAGAGUUCACAACAAGCCCAUGGCAGAACAAAGACUGCUGGGUUUGGGAAUCACUCUCAAGUGUCCAAGAUUGAUGAGGAAACACAUGGUGUUUGCAGUAGCAGGGCAAAGAAAGAUGUGUUCAGCAAACUAAAGGCUCCGCCUAACCAGAAUGGGCGAACCAUCGGAGGCCUCUGAACUUGUGAAACAUGUUCCCUCCUCCUACUUCAAAGGUUCAAACUGGUUGUGACUAUUGUAUGAGUUUUAAAAUGUCAAGCUGCUCCUCGAAUGCGAUGAAGACAAAUUAACGAGUCAACCAAUCUUUGUCAAUGAGUGAGGUUAGGGAAGACAAAUGAAUGAAGUGUGCCUGA
Molecule: messenger RNA, 3010 nt
Organism: Cuscuta campestris
Lineage: Eukaryota; Viridiplantae; Streptophyta; Magnoliopsida; Solanales; Convolvulaceae
Source: the annotation of a GenBank genome assembly